Messenger RNA from Striga hermonthica, 1047 nucleotides. NCBI's taxonomy places the organism in Eukaryota, Viridiplantae, Streptophyta, Magnoliopsida, Lamiales, Orobanchaceae. The record is from the annotation of a GenBank genome assembly.
AUGGGAAGAGCCCCUUGCUGUGACAAAGCAAAUGUGAAGAAGGGACCAUGGUCUCCUGAAGAAGAUGCAAAGCUCAAGGAUUAUAUCGAGAAAUUCGGCACCGGUGGAAAUUGGAUUGCUCUUCCUCAGAAAAUCGGGUUGAAGAGAUGUGGGAAGAGUUGCAGGCUGAGAUGGCUCAACUACUUGAGGCCUAACAUAAAGCAUGGUGGAUUUACUGAGGAAGAAGAUAACAUUAUUUGCAGCCUCUAUAUCAGUAUUGGGAGCAGAUGGUCGAUAAUUGCUGCCCAGCUGCCUGGAAGAACGGACAACGAUAUCAAGAACUACUGGAACACGAGGCUCAAGAAAAAGCUCCUAGGCAGGCGCAGGCAGUCGAACGCGAACCGUGCCUCGGGCAUUUCGGGCCAGGAGCCCAAAAAUGCAACCGAAGACGAAAACAACUUUGUUUCGCAAAGCCUGAGCAGCUCGGCACUCGAAAGGAUUCAACUCCACAUGCAUCUUCAAAGCCUUCAAAACCCUUUGUCCUUCUUCAAUAAUAUUCCACCACUUUGGCCCAAAUGGAACCCCAUUCAACAAAAAACGAUACAAACCCUAAAUUCUCUUAGUGAGAAUCAUAAUAACCAAAACAACAACCUAAUUAUCUCUCAAACUGCCCCACAUGUCCAUCUCCACCCGCAAAAUUUCGACCAUUUGAGCAUUUCGAGAACUGACGAAAUCGAACGUUCGGUUAGUAAUCUGUCGUCUUCCGAUCAAAGCUCGUUCGUGAUGAACCUUGACGAGAAAGUUUUUACCGAGCAAAAUGCUCAAGAGCCCGGUUUUACUCAAGCCGAGCUUGACGAGUUGCUGAAUUAUAGAAGUUCAGAUUUUUAUGGAAGUAAGAUAGGUGAAAGUGAUUCUUCAAAUGACAAUAUUGGAUGGUGGCCGAAUGAAUUCGACGCCAGCUCAGCAUCGUUGAGCUCGUGGACCGGGUCGGGUAGUAUGCUUCAAGAUCAGGCUCAAGAGAUGUACAAUGAUUAUGUGAUGAAUGGACAUAUAUAUAGUAACCAAUAA